ACACGAAUAAAUUUAUUUUAGUUGACUUAAUUUGAUUACUUUAAGAAACAAUCUCCAAUAACUCACCUCGCUCAUUUUUAUUAAUUUUUGUAAUAUUUUUUUUAUGAAAAAAAAGUGCAUUUUAAGAAAUAAGAUAAUUCUUGUGGUGAAAAUGAAAACGUCUUCUAAAAACUAAAAGUAGGAGGGCAAAAUCGACAAUUUUCCUAUCCUCGUGAUUUGAGUGAGUGAGCGACAGUGAGAGUAGAUGUGUGUGUCCGUUAUGUAUGCGCCUAAAACCUUAACGGUAUUACCAAAACACCCCUAUCAUGUAAUUAAAUCACUCGAAUAUAAGGAGGGUGUUUUGGUCUUUUCGCAAUGCCCACUGAACUUCCGUCUCCCGUCUUAAAGCCCUAAACUUUUUGGAGAUUUGGAUAGAAUCCCCGACGCCGCCGCCCGCCGCCGCUCGGCACACAUUGCGCUCGCUUCAACCGGAAUCUCAAGGUAGUUUCUCUAUCAUCACUUGCCAUUUUCGUAAUCAGAGAUGAUAACCUCGUUGGACCUCUCGAGCUUCUUCCAUGCGCGCGCCUUCUCCGGUCGAGCCUUCCCUUCGCCAUUCUCCUCAUGCACUGUGUGUUGUUCGACGGGAAAUUCUUCUACGGUAGUGGUUCCUUCUGCUGUUUCUGGACUGGAAUCGCCUGAGCGCAAAGCUGUUCGGCUUGGUCUCCCGAGCAAGGGGCGUAUGGCUGAUGAAACUCUGAAUCUUCUUAAGAAUUGUCAGCUUUCUGUGAGGCAACUUAAUCCACGACAGUAUAUAGCUGACAUUCCUCAGCUCUCGAACCUGGAGGUGUGGUUUCAGCGACCUAAAGAUAUAGUUCGUAAAAUAAAGUCAGGCGAUUUGGAUCUUGGUAUUGUAGGUUACGACAUUGUUUGUGAAUGUGGUGAGGGGAGCAAUGAUUUAAUUGUGGUUCAUGAGGCACUCGGUUUUGGUGCCUGUCGUCUAUCAAUUGCGAUACCGCAAUAUGGAAUAUUUGAAAAAAUACAUUCCCUAUAUGAGUUAUCAAAAAUGCCUCAAUGGACCAAGGAAAGGCCGCUACGGGUAGAAUCUGGAUUCUCAUAUCUAGGACAAAAGUUCUUUAAGGAAAGAGGUUUCGAGCAUGUCAAGUUCCAACGCUCCGAGGGAGCACUCGAGGCUUAUCCAGCUAUGGGCACAACCGAUGCCAUUUUAGAUCUUGUGAGCAGUGGCACAACACUACGAGAGAACAAUUUGAAAGAAAUCGAAGGUGGAGUUGUCUUAGAAAGUCAAGCUGUGCUUGUUGCAAGCCGGAGAUCUUUGAACAUGCGCAAGGGUGCACUAGAAAUCACCCACGAGAUGCUCGAACGACUUGAGGCACAUUUAAGGGCUAUUGGGGUUGUAACGGUCGUUGCGAAUAUGAGAGGCAACAGCGCAGAGGAAGUGGCAGAGAGAGUUCUUAGCCAACCUUCCUUAUCUGGCUUGCAGGGCCCUACGAUAAGUCCAGUGUUCUGCAAACGUGACGGCAAGGUCGUAGUGGACUUCUUCGCGAUAGUCAUAUGUGUGCCGCAAAAGGAGCUUUACAAAUCUGUUCAGCAACUGCGAUCAGUCGGCGGCAGUGGAGUCUUGGUAUCUGAUCUGACAUACAUUUUUGAGGAAGAAACACCAAGAUGGCGCCGACUCCUCUCAGAGCUCGGAUUAUAAAAUGCUUAGGAUAAAAUGUUGUCAUUUUGAAUUAUUCAAAGUGUGAUUGCGAAUGCCUCCUUUGAAGUAGACAAAGUAAAGUUUUUCCUAAUUAGUCGUGCUCAUAUCGGUUAUCAUGGUUCAUUUGUUUGUAUAUGGGAGGUGAAUAAGAUGUUCUUCUGACGAGUUUGAUAUUCCAUAUAUGAUUCGAUAAAAGUUUAUCUAUGUUUGUUCGAUAAAGUUCAUGAACAAUUUAUGAUUGGGAUAAAGUUUAUAUAUGAUUAUAAAAUGUUUGUUCGAUA
This is a messenger RNA of Zingiber officinale, 1974 nucleotides long. RefSeq names its product ATP phosphoribosyltransferase, chloroplastic-like. Gene Ontology annotation, biological process: L-histidine biosynthetic process. Bases 521 to 1693 code for a protein of 390 amino acids. Gene Ontology annotation, molecular function: magnesium ion binding; ATP phosphoribosyltransferase activity. Gene Ontology annotation, cellular component: cytoplasm. The record is from RefSeq and is a predicted model, not a curated record. Lineage: Eukaryota; Viridiplantae; Streptophyta; Magnoliopsida; Zingiberales; Zingiberaceae. The transcript has 12 exons.